Molecule: messenger RNA, 1556 nt
Organism: Grammomys surdaster
Lineage: Eukaryota; Metazoa; Chordata; Mammalia; Rodentia; Muridae
Product: serine protease 42
Exons: 5
Coding region: 8-1018 (336 amino acids)
Biological process (GO): proteolysis
Molecular function (GO): serine-type endopeptidase activity
Source: RefSeq, a predicted model, not a curated record
UGGUGGCAUGGCGUCCGGAGGUGGCUCCCUGGGCCUCAUAGCCUGCCUCUUGCUGCUUCAGCCAAAGCCCUGUGAGGCCAGGGCAGCUGCCUCUGUACACUCUACUACCAGUUUCUCCUCGGGGCUCACUGAAGCUCCUAGAGAAAACCCACCGCUACCCACUAAGGUGCGCACGACCAAGAGGCCUACCACCCGCUCUCUUUUCGCGAUGUUUUCCUUAGUGUGUGGCCAGCCCUUUAUGAAGAUCAUGGGAGGGGUGGACGCUGAAGAGGGAAAGUGGCCCUGGCAGGUGAGCGUUCGGGUCAGACACAUGCACGUCUGCGGAGGUUCCCUCAUCAAUUCCCAAUGGGUGCUUACUGCAGCCCAUUGUAUUUACAGCCGAAUCGAAUACAACGUCAAGAUGGGCGAUCGGAGCGUCUACCGGCAAAACACAAGUCUGGUGAUUCCCAUACAGAACAUCUUUGUCCACCCAAAGUUCUCAACAGCAAUCGUGGUUAAAAAUGAUAUUGCCCUUCUCAAGCUCCGACACCCCGUGAAUUUCACCGCUAACAUCUAUCCUGUCUGCAUCCCUUCAGAGACUUUUCAUGUUAAAGCUGGAACCAAAUGCUGGGUCACAGGAUGGGGCAAACCAGAUCCAGGUGCACCAGAAGUUCCAACAGAAAUUCUCCAGGAGGUGGAGCAAAAUGUCAUCCUUUACGAGGAAUGUAAUGAGAUGCUGAAGAAAGCUACAUCGCGUUCUACUGAUAUAGUUAAGAGAGGCAUGAUCUGUGCCUAUAAAGAACAGGGAAAGGAUGCUUGCCAGGGAGAUUCUGGAGGCCCAUUAUCCUGUGAAUUGGACAACAGAUGGGUGCAGGUAGGAGUUGUGAGCUGGGGCAUCAGUUGUGGUCGCCGAGGAUAUCCUGGAGUUUAUACAGACGUUGCCUUCUACAGCAAGUGGCUAAUUGCCGUGGUGAACCAGGCUGCUUGUUUGCAUCCAGUGGUCUUCCCCAUCUUACUGCUGUGUUUGCUAACCUUGUGACAUCCUGAGGACAUGGUGACGGCUCAUCUCAUUCCCGUCUGCUUUCAGAGCCCCUCUCGUUUGACCUUCCCAAUGCCCUUUCUUCAAAUCCCAUUUGGGAUCCCUUGCCCCAGAAGAGAGCCACAGUGAAAUAUGUGGGGGAUCUGAGAGACUUUAAAGUGUUCUGCCGGGUCACCAUCUUUGGCCACACUACUCCUGAGUUGUGCUCUGCCUGGCAGUGACAAAGGUUAGUCAGUUUCAGAGGGCAAACUGCCUUGCCAGGUAAAGGACAGUGACCUUGGCAAGGAUGUCAUCAGGGGAGGAGCAAGUGCUGGAUGUGGCUGUGGUUUCAGGGCUCUUACCUCAGACUCUGUCAUGUUAGAGCUAGCUCUGUGAUGAGAGAGAGAGAGAGAGAGAGAGAGAGAGAGAGAGAGAGAGAGAGAGGAGAGACCUUGUGUCCUAACUAUAAUUGUUUUCUCUAUACACUACAUCUAUGACUUUUUGAGGUUACAUUUCUUAUAGAAUGUAAUUUGCAACCAUGUUCAAAGAUAAAGCGAAA